Neomonachus schauinslandi (Hawaiian monk seal) is the source of this 2084-nucleotide messenger RNA. It is a transcript of the gene PRDM8, whose product is annotated as PR/SET domain 8. Bases 1 to 2064 code for a protein of 687 amino acids. Gene Ontology annotation, biological process: regulation of DNA-templated transcription. NCBI's taxonomy places the organism in Eukaryota, Metazoa, Chordata, Mammalia, Carnivora, Phocidae. The transcript is spliced from 3 exons. Gene Ontology annotation, cellular component: nucleus. Gene Ontology annotation, molecular function: protein binding. The record is from RefSeq and is a predicted model, not a curated record.
AUGGAGGAUUCAGGCAUCCAGCGAGGCAUCUGGGAUGGAGAUGCCAAGGCUGUCCAGCAAUGUCUGACAGAUAUUUUUACCAGUGUUUACACCACCUGCGACAUCCCUGAGAAUGCUAUAUUCGGUCCCUGCAUCCUGAGCCAUACUUCCCUGUAUGACAGCAUAGCUUUCAUAGCUCUCAAGUCCACAGACAAGAGAACAGUCCCCUAUAUCUUCCGGGUAGACACCUCAGCGGCAAAUGGUUCUUCAGAAGGUCUCAUGUGGCUGCGACUUGUCCAGUCAGCCAGAGAUAAAGAAGAGCAGAACCUUGAAGCCUAUAUAAAAAACGGACAGCUGUUUUACCGCUCUCUCCGCAGGAUUGCCAAAGACGAGGAAUUACUAGUUUGGUAUGGGAAAGAACUGACUGAGUUACUCUUGCUCUGCCCCUCUAGAUCCCACAGCAAAAUGAAUGGGUCGUCCCCUUACACAUGCCUGGAAUGCAGCCAACGUUUCCAGUUUGAGUUCCCCUAUGUGGCGCAUCUGCGCUUCCGCUGCCCCAAGAGACUUCACAGCGCUGAUGCCAGCCCCCAAGAAGAGCAAGGCGGCGGCGUGGGCACCAAGGAUCACGGGGGCGGGGGCGGGGGCAAGGACCAGCAGCAGCAGCAGCAGCAAGAGGCGCCCUUGGGCCCUGGCCCCAAGUUCGGCAAAGCCGGCCCCAUCCACCACUACCCCGCCCCUUCCCCCGAGGGCAGUAACCAGCCUGCGGCUGGCGGCGGCGGCGGCAGCGCCAAGCCUUCCACGGACUUUCACAACCUGGCCCGGGAGCUCGAAAACUCGGGGGGAGGCAACAGCUGCUCCCCGGCCCGGAGCCUCGGUAGCGGCGGCGGCCACCAGGAGGCGGAGCUGAGUCCCGACGGCAACGCCAUGGGCGGCGGCAAGGGGAAGAGGAAAUUCCCGGAGGAGGCGGCGGAGGGGGGCGGUGGCGUGGGGCUGGCGGGGGGCCGGGGUCGCUUCGCCGAGCGGCCCCUGCCCGCCUCCAAGGAGGACUUGGUGUGCACGCCGCAGCAGUACCGCGCCUCGGGCAGCUACUUCAGCCUGGAAGAGAACGGCCGCCUUUUCGCGCCGCCCAGCCCCGAGACGGGCGAAGCGAAGCGCAGCGCCUUCGUGGAGGUGAAGAAGGCGGCCCGAGCGGCAGGUCUGCAGGAGGACGCGGCCGCCGACGGCGGGGGCGCAGCCGCCGAGGACCAGGACGCGGGCGGCGGCGGCGGCUCCUCCACGCCCGUGGCCGCUUCGCCGGCAGGCGCCGACAAGCUGCUGGCCCCGCGGCCUGGGGGCCCUCUGCCUAGCCGGCUGGAGGGCGGCAGCCCGGCGCGGGGCAGUGCCUUCACCUCGGUGCCGCAGCUGGGCGGCGCGGGCAGCAACGGCGCGGGCGGCGGCGCGGGCGCGGGGGCCUCCGGCGGCGCGGGCGGCGGUCAGGGUGCCGCCUCGGACGAGCGCAAGAGCGCCUUCUCGCAGCCAGCGCGCUCCUUCUCACAGCUGUCCCCGCUGGUGCUGGGCCAGAAGCUGAGCGCGCUCGAGCCGUGCCACCCCGGCGACGGGGUGGGCCCCACCAGACUCUACCCCUCCGCCACCGACCCUCUGGCCGUGAAGCUGCAGGGGGCCGCGGACCUGAACGGAGGUUGCGGGGCCCUGCCGAGCGGCGGCGGCGGCGGCGGUCUGCCCAAACAGAACCCCUUCCUCUACGCCACCGCCUUCUGGCCCAAGAGCUCCGCGGCGGCGGCGGCGGCGGCGGCGGCGGCGGCGGCCGCGGGGCCCCUGCAGUUGCAGCUGCCCUCUGCGCUCACGCUGCUGCCGCCCUCCUUCACCUCGCUGUGUCUGCCCGCGCAGAACUGGUGCGCCAAGUGCAAUGCCUCCUUCCGCAUGACCUCCGACCUGGUGUACCACAUGCGGUCGCAUCACAAAAAGGAGUACGCGAUGGAGCCCUUGGUGAAGCGGCGGCGGGAGGAGAAACUCAAGUGCCCCAUUUGCAAUGAGUCCUUCAGGGAGCGCCACCACCUCUCCAGGCACAUGACCUCGCAUAAUUGACACGGAAAGGACCCUAGCUU